AUGUCUGAACUACGACCCGAAAUACCACCCCGUCUCUUAGCUCUUAUGCCACGAUAUCGAGAUACACUUGAAAUGAACCCGAAACCAUCGGUCACAGUGUCACGAUCAGUCUCUGAUUUCCUUGAGGCCAAGAUUCGCCAGUACCACUGCGAACUAGACUAUAUCAAGUGUGCCCAUGCUGGGCUAUCCGAGAUCUUUGUAGCAGAGAAUCUGUCACCAUCUGAUUAUUGUGAGGCUCUCAACCCUUUUUUGGCUCAAACUAAGAGCGUGACCACCGAACUCCGAACUAUUGCAGAGCACCGCAAGUUUAUUGAGGAAGAUAUCGAAGAGUACUCAGCAAAUAAGCGACAGAAGACUAAUGGAAAAGAGCUUGAGUUCGCUAAAGGCUCGGAUGCUCGCCCUGCAAAGCGUUUUCUUUACUUCCGCUUCAUCAUCACAUACAUCUUUUGCAAGAAGAACUCGAAUAUGGAAUUUACAAAGGAAAUUGAGGCCAAACAUGAUUUCUGGCCAUGUCCCGGGCCAUAUCUCCGAGAAAGUAUGCUCCGCGUGCUCGCACGCAACAUUUCCGGUUUCGAUCUCCCAGGUUCGAUGUUGGAGCAAACUACCUUCUCAGACUCAGCUCACCCAUGCCCUGACGAUAAAAUUUCUUCCAGUCUCAUCGCCGCACAAGAUAUCUAUACGGCAGUAACCGCAUGCAUGAAGAAUUCGGGCGAAAUAGAUUCGGAAACAGGUUCCGAAACUGAGAGUGAUGAUGAGGAUGAUGAGUUUACGGUACACGAGGACGAUUACAACAAGUACUGGUAG
Molecule: messenger RNA, 804 nt
Organism: Penicillium taxi
Lineage: Eukaryota; Fungi; Ascomycota; Eurotiomycetes; Eurotiales; Aspergillaceae
Exons: 2
Coding region: 1-804 (267 amino acids)
Source: RefSeq, a predicted model, not a curated record